Messenger RNA from Podarcis lilfordi (Lilford's wall lizard), 32522 nucleotides. NCBI's taxonomy places the organism in Eukaryota, Metazoa, Chordata, Lepidosauria, Squamata, Lacertidae. The record is from the annotation of a GenBank genome assembly.
AUGCCCUCUGCGGGCUGCUGCGAGGAGGGAGAAGGCGCCGCCGCCGCCGCGCCUGGGGAGGGUCCCGUCCCUUCGAGCCCUCCGGCGGCGGCGCCCCCCUCGGCCUCGGAGCGGCCCCGGCUGUGCGGCUACCUGCAGAAGCUGACGGGGAAGGGCCCGCUGCGGGGCUUCCGCAGCCGCUGGUUCGCCUUCGACCCGCGCUGCUGCGCCCUCUACUACUUCAAGGGCUCCCAGGAGGCGGUGCCCCUCGGACGCCUCGACAUCGCCGGAGCCUCCUUCAGCUACCACCAGCCGGCCGAGGCCCCCGGCGCCGCCGCCCCCAGCGCCGCCGCCGCCCCGGCCUCCGCCUCCUUCUCCGCCGCCUCGUCCUCCUGCUCCUUUUCCGGCGGCAGCAGCAGCAGCAGCGGCGGCGUCGGCGGCGUCGGGGAUGUCGAGGCCGCCCUCGGCAGCACAUUCGAGAUCCACAGCCCCGGCGGCGGCGUCACCGUCCUCAAGGUAGAACGGGGCCUCCCCGGGGUGGGUCCGGGGUAGCUGCCCCGCUUUGCCGGCCCGCCGCGCGCCCCUCGUUGGGAGCUCCCUGCUAUAGCUCUCUAGUGUAUUUUAAAACGGGGUUUCAGAGUUUUUAGGGGGUUUUGAAUGUUUUAUGUAGUUUUUCAAUUUCAUUGUUCUGCAUGGGACAAUGACAAUAAAGAUAUCUUAUAUAAAGGGGUCCUGAGGGCGGGUCAAGCGGGGCAGGGAACUCCAAGCGAGGAUGGACCUCCAAGCCAGCCCGCUUAGGCUUGUGGGGCGGGGCUUGCUCUCAGGUAACUUCCUCAGGUAAGGUCGCUUCCUCGAGGCUACCACCACGCGCCCCCCCCCUUUAACCUGUCACUGAGUCCCGUUAAACGUUAUUUACAGUCUUUAUUUCAUAAAGUUUACAUACAGCUUGAUUGUUGGAAAAAGCAAACCCUCAAAUCUUUGCUCCUCCACCAGCUGCCCUGUCUGAAGGACCCAGAUCCCAAAACCAUCUGGGCUCAAGCAGAGCUUGCUUCUACAUAUAGAUUUGUGCAAGUGGCUUCAGCAGAGUCAGACCAUUCCUCCAUCCAGCUUAGUGUUGACUACUCUGCUUAGCAGGGGUUCUCCAGGAUUUCAAAUGGGUAUUUCCCAGCCCUGCCUGGAUAUACCUGUUACUGUUUGUAUGCAAAGCAUGUUCUCUGGCGCAGAGAUAUUCUUUCCAGAUAGGUUAACCUGUCUGGGCAUAUCGUCUGGCACUUCCUUGGAAAUCCUUAUCCAUCUAUAUGCAGGAUCAGAGGAAGAGAUUGUCGCAGAAUUUAAUUUGGUUUGCCUAACCAUGUAUUUGUGUUACCAAGAUGAUUACACUAAAAACACACACACACACAAAUCAGCAUUAACUAAUCUGGAGCACCUGUUCUCUUUCCCCUUUGAUAACUUCUGGUUCUGUUUUGAAUCUCUUUCACCCAAGCAAUAAAGACUGAGGGAAGGAAAACCUUCCAGUUUCAUAUCCAAAGGUACCUACCCUAAAGCAUGGCUAAAGUGCACACUUAUCAGUGUCAUUGUGGGCAGUACCUAGAGAGCUGCUGAGCUGGGAUGGUGGCAAACACCACAUGGCACCUCUGUCAAGAUAGUCUGUGGGGUAAGCCAAGAAACCAUCAGUCAGUAUUGCAGGAAGAGCUGGAACAACUCACUUCCCCAUUAGUUAUAAUACAAGAAAAGCAAGGUGAAACAACUGAGUUGCAGGACAGAGCUAGACCUUUUACUCCACAAUUCAUACCAGAAUUAUUUCUUCAGCAGAGUAGUCUAGCCCCACAAGCUAAUAAAACAGUAUUUCAGUGCUGUCUGUGCCUAAAGCCACAUGCCACGUGUAACUGCAAUACCAAAACAUGUCCAAACAGUAAUAAAAAAUAGAAAUUGCAUUUAUUGCUCUGCUUUUGGUAUUGCUAUCCAUGUACAAAUAAUGUAAUAAACAAUGCAUUUAAAACUGUAAAUGAAAAUGUUUCUCUGAUUUAACCAGUUCUGAGAGAGCUGUGCUCUUCAGUGAUAAGUUUCCAUAAGUAAUUUUCUCUUGUAGAUAUUAGGUGCUCUGUUACAAAAUCGUUCUGAGAAUUAUAGCAUCUUGCUCAGUAGGUUGGAGCUGAGAGCUUGAACAGCAAUCUGUAUACAGCAUGAAGGCAAAAUGUGGUGUAAUAGCUGGCAGCAAUCCUUUGCACACAUAUUUGGAUUUAAGUCCUGGUGAACAUUGUGAGGUUUAUUUCUGAGGAAACAUACUUACAGUGGGACUGUAAAAUAAUGAAUUGCUUCAGUAGCCAGGAUGAGUAUGUUAAAAUGCACCCUGGAUGUACCUGCUUCUAACAUUUCAAUGUUACCUUGACCUGUGACUGCAAGAGGCAUACCUUUCCCUUUUCUAGUUGAGUAUCAAUGCAGUAAUUUCACAAUAUCAGGUGGCACUAAUGUUUGGUGGGGUGGAGUGACAAAAGAAUAAGGUGGACAAUUGGUUCUUCCUUAAUUGUUAGUUCUAUCAUUUUUGUUGGGCUUCGCUUCCCUUUUGCUCUGAUGUUGCUGAUCUGGCUUUGAGCCACCUUCUGUGACUUGUUACACUUAUUCUCUAGCUGUGUUUCGGCCACUGUGUUUCAUCUUAACAUUCUGCUAAAUGAACAAACCUUAUUCACUCAUGUGCUGCUGCUUCAUUCUUUUCUACAUAGGAGUGAUCAAACAAGCCAUAGCUCCCUGGUUUGUCCAAGCUGGGAAACUAUGGUUGAUGAAAUAUGGUUCCAUGUUCUGUAGCUGUUCACGAUAGUAAUAACCUCCUUUAUCUUGCAAAAACUCCAAUGAUGGCUCUGUGAAAAGAACAUCCUGGAUUAUCCAAGCAUCUUGUCCUACUUCAUUGGCUCUUAGGGUUUGGGUGUGAAGAGGAUUCCUAAAGCCUAUUAAAAGAAUAAUAAUUUUGCUGCCAAAUGUUUAGUUUAGGCAUUGGUGUUCUUAAGUAUUUAUUUCAGGAUUAAAUGGAGCCCAUUACUGAAUUUGUGCUUUACAUUUCAAGCUUAAUGGAUUUAUCCUUUCAAGGAAAAACUCCGUAUAAGAGCAGAACAAUAUUUUCAAGGAAGAAAGUCAAAUCAAACAUAGGCUUCUUCAUGCUCACAUGCUUUAAUAUUCCUAAACUUGCUGCUGAUUCACAGUUUCUGAAUGUAUCAUGGGAUGGACUCUCCCAUCCAUUAUUCUUAACAUUAUAGGAACACUAAGAAAUGACUUGGAAAUAUUAAAUCUGUGUCCUUUGGGGAGUUUUUCCAAGUCACCACUUUAUAGCUAGCAGUUGUGCUGUGCUCGUGUAAUGCAACUUCAGGCCUGUUGUACUAGAGCAAUGUGGCUUCUGGCUGCAUUGGGAUCCUAUUCAUUUUGGCAGCCUCCUGUUCCAAGGUCAGAAAUGUUAAGUGUGCAAAAUGCUUUUGCUAAUCCUGUGAUGUAGGUAAUGAUGUGAUGAUGUUUUCUGAACCAUAUUGGCUUAAACUGGAGGUUGUGAAAGCUACAGGAAAAGAGCAAAAUGGUUUUAGGCCUGUCAUAUCCUGAAUCCUAAGAUAUCAACCCACAGCUUCUUUAUUACCUGGAGAAAAUGAAGGUAACCUUGCUAGAUAGUUGUGACUGAAAAGUUGCGCAGUAAAAAUUUUUUUGCACAAAAGCUGUGUCUGUUGCAGUGUCACUGGUUGGUGGGAAUUGCUUCCAAGUAAAUGUUGUACAUCCUAAUUGAAUACUUGUUUACCCAGACAUGCACCCCACUGAACUCCAAUCCUGUUAGGCCUCCCUGAGAAUAAGUUACAGGGGUUACAGUGGGACUUCUGAGAAUGGUGCUGUUAUUCAAACAUGAUGCAAUGCAGUUUCUUGACAAUUGGCUUCCUCUUGUGGGUUUUUCCUAUUGAGUCAGAACAUCCCUUCCCUUAACUAGCAGUCAAGCACUGUCUCUUCCAGAUAAUUUCAUGCCUUUCCUAUGAAAGCUAAUGUCACAAUCAAUUCAUUAGUAUUUAAGAUGCUGCAGGCUUAUUUGCCUGAGUGAUGCUGACCUUUAUUGCUUUCACUGUGACAGGAAGAUGAAUUAACUUACAGCAUAUGUUGUGGUUGCCUGUUUCUUUGAGGUUUCAGCUUUCUUUCCUGUUCCUCGAUCUUAUCGAUACGUAACAUGUUUUCUUUAUAGGGAAGACAAACUGUAAACAUUCACCAUUAGACAAAUAUUUUAAGUUUUGGAAAGGCAGUCUGAAAAAUAUAAACCACAUCAUGAAAAAUGGACUCCCCAAUAAUCAAGAGUCCAUUGUGGUCUCUCCAUCUGCCCCAAGUUGCUCUGUAUAUGAGAUUCAUUAUUCUGAAAGUAUUCAUUCUGUUACUAAACAUGAUCCUAUAAUAAAUAUUAUUUUUAUUCUUAUUGUAGGCCAAUCUAGGUCAGUUUGAAGAAAGUAGUGGCAAGCAUGGAUAAAGUGUGAACACAUAGAGCACUGUGCUGAUGCCUUCCAAUAACAACAUGGUAAAAGUAGUCCAACUUAAAGAUUCCUGUUGUCAACUACAGAGAGAGGUAGACAUGUAAUGGGAUACCAAGCCAUUGCAAAAAAUGCAAUAGCUAGGCUUGCUUGACAGGUCCCCAAUUUAGAUGGAAUUUGGACUGCAUGAGCCACAUACACACAUCAGAACUGCAUCUUUUAUCUUGUAAUCGAAUACUUAGCAUAGAAGGAUGCAAAUCCCUGAACACAGUUGUUGAGUUAUUUCCAUUUUAGUGCAGCUUAUGGAUGACCAGCCGUAAUGUAGCAGCCUUUCUGUAUUUUCAAACAGAUGACAGGCACCUUUUUGUGUGUCCAUGCGUAUGCAGGCACCUUCCAUUCCUUGUGCAGUAUUCCUCUUGUAAUGUUUUCAACAUUUCUGCUUGUGUGUGUAACAGGCACCAACACACCAGGAUAUGAAGUACUGGCUUCAGGAGCUUCAGCAGAGGAGAUGGGAGUAUUGUAACAGCCAUGAUGCAACUAAGAGAGUCAGUCAAAUUUCACCGACACCAUGUGACUCCUCCAAAGGGCUUGUUGCCAAAGAUAAUACUGGUAAGCUAAUGAUGAGACUGGUCGAGAAUGCGAGUCAUAUAACUUUGUUGGUGGCAGUAUCAUAAUAUUUUUCAAAUUCUAAGUGCAACUGCCAACUCUACACAUAGCUCAACUUAGUUUCCAUGAAAGGUAGAUUGUGGGCACAAUUAGCUGAAGUAUAGAGAGGGUGCUUGAUAAUGUUUAAUGGAUUGUGCUGUAACUGCUUAUUCAGCUUUUAGUGGCUUCUUUAUUUAACACUCAAUUUGAUUUCCUGUCCUGCUCCAAAUUCUCAGGGUGAGUUGGAAAAUUUCAACCACUGGUGGCAUAAAAUGCAAUAUAAAAAUUUAAUUUGUCACCGGCAUGACACCGGCAUCACUAUAUGCUAAAACAUAAAAUCUGACAUGUUAGAACCAUCACAGAUGUCAAGGUUUGUGAAGUUCAUUAGAUUCUCUUAUCCUGAGAAGAAAUAAAUAAAGAAGAAAUAAAUAAAUCUAUCGGUCUCAUGUAAAUGACAUUUGGAACAGGAAAUCUUAGGAUAGUAAACAAUUCAAAGGUCAUCCUAGUUGCUUGUUGGUUUUUAUAGGAUUGCCCUGUAAGUCUCAGUGUUAUUUACACAAUCCAUCAAAGCUGCCCCAGAUAUGUCUUAACCUUUGUGUGAUGUUCAAUGCUAGUAGUAUAAUAUGUGUAUGUUAUAGAUGGGUGGGAAUAGUAAUACUGGUUCCCCUCCACAUUUUUGUUAACGAUAUAUAUAAGUACAUGAACAUUAGGUAGAGCACAGAGCCUCCAAAAUGUGGUUUUUUUAUUAUAAAAAAGCUAUGGAAAUAGUGGAGUUGUGCCACUAAUCCAGCCGCAUUCAGACCAUUGCAGUAGCAAUGAAGGUUGUCUUCUGAAGAAAAUACUGCAUUUUCACAAUUUCUGUUCUUUAAUUAGAUUUUUAUUUUAAAAACAAUACAAAAGCAAACCAUAUCAACUAUGUGGAAACCAAGAUUUAGAAAAACUAUAAAAUGCUAUUCUGACUUCUAAGCGGCAGCAUACAUUGUGACAGAAAACAGAAAGAGUUUUUAAGAAUUCCAAAUUUUACCUGCCGGUAUUGGCAAUAGACUUUGUAGAUCAGCAUUAUUGGCAUAAGCAAUAAAACCCCACCAAGUAGCAGGGAGAGCUUCUAGGUCCUCAGUGCCUUUCAAGAGUUAACUUAUGAGUUAUCUUAUCAGAAAUGGCUGCAUUUCAUUGUCCCAGGUUUUGAAUACUGAACUUGAGUGAAAUUUCCCCAUAAGAAUGUGAGGUUUCCUCACACAAGUCAUGAAUUGGAUCUUUAAGAUCAGGUAAAGAAAGUACAUGUAAAUUGGGCCAAAGUAAUUCUGGAAGUGCAUUACCAAAUGCCUGUGUUCUGACCAGUAGGCCAAAUUAUAAUUGGUCAAAUUUUGUUGAGACAAAAUAGGUAUCUUAGUAAUAUCCUUACCCAAAAUCCAAUUAUUUGUGGGUGUGAUUGCUUUUCUCUUCCUAACUAGUAUCAUGCUUUGAACAUUCAGCUUCUGAAAGUUACUUAGCUAUUUUAUUUUUAACACAAUUGAUCUGGGGAGGAGGGGGAUUUUCUACUUAACAGGCAAUCUUUUUAAUUUCAUUGCUCCUGGAAUUUUAUAAAUCUGCUGCAGAAUAAGUACAGUUGUACCUCGGAAGUCGAACAGAAUCAGUUCCGGAAAUCCGUUUGAAAACCAGAACACUCACUUCCGGUUUCUGUUUGGGAGCCGGGACAUUCUACUCCGAAGGCGUUGAGGAGCCGAGGUACAACUGUACAACUUUUUUGAAGCUGACUUGAGAAAUAGCAUUUUUAGAAACCUUAUUGAUUUUGUGAUAGUUAUUUAGUUAUGCCGAUUGUACCUUUCUAGACCAAAAAACUUUGAGAUAAAUAAAAUCAGAUACGUUGGCAAUCUACUAUUGCUGGGUUUUUUGCUGCUUUUUCUAUGGAUUAUAAUUUCAGGGAUUGUAUUUCAAGGCAGUUAUUUAUUGUUAACUGAAUUUUUGUCGACAACACUGCCAUGUUUAUAAGUCAAUAUAUAGAUACUUUAAAUAUUUUAAAUGAAAACUUUAUAUUACAAUUUACAGUAAGUGUGAUAUUGCAGUACUGUUUGUCAUCCAGCUGAAACAAGAAGGCAUUCAUGGUAGCUUUCUUCCUAAUGUUCAUGUUUACAAAGAAGUGGGCAGUGAGCAUAAAAUAUAGUGCAAUGUUGUGUAUGGGGACCAUUGUACUACCAGCAUUUGGAAAAUUAUUCUAAUUGAAAACUGCUUUGAGCUUUCUCUGAUUUAUGGUAGAUUUUGUGUGCAGAGUCUUGUCUUUCUGGCUUCAUUCCUAUAUUUGUGUGUGAGUGAAUAUAAGCAAUAAAUAACUUUGCAGUAUUGCAGAUAACUGAGGAAAUUGUAUUUAUUCAUUGAGUGCUGUUAUCAGAUUAUAAGGUAACUUAAAUAGUACAUUUCUGACUGCAUCAUUUUCAUUUAGGUUAAAUUGUAUUUAUAAGUGAUAUAAAAUAAGCAGGGGAGGUAUCUUUUGUUGAAACAGCUUCCAUGCUGGUAAAAGUUUUAUGUAAGGUCACACCAAAACCAUCCUUUUGAGUAGAUGUUUUUUAAAAAACCCAGAUGAGAACCCGAGCAAGGUUUCAUGCCAGUCAACAGCCUGUUGUUCUAGUAGAAUGCCGCAGGUGUCCUAGUCAUGAUUAAACCAGCAAUGGAUAGAUGAUAUGGGGCAUGAACAGCUCAAAGUAAGUCCGUGCCCCAACACGAGCCAUUCUCUUCCAGUGUUUGUAUUUCGUAUCAGUUGAUUAACUUGCUGCCUCAUCAUCCUCUUUUUCUAUGGUCGCCAGUAGGGAAUGCCACUUAAUAUUAAUUGCCUUCUAGCCCAUAAUUACCCUGCCCAGACCACAAUUGCAGGCACUCUUAGGCUGAGAGUUUUGGGGUUGAUCUCUUCUGACAUCAUGCUAAACCAUGGUUUUUCACUAAGUGAAUAAGCCUAAUCUGCUCCUGUGCUCUUCCUCCUGUGUGGUUGGGAGGAAGGCUUUGGAAACCUUUACUCUCAUUUAACUAUGAUUUCCCAUUUCAUCUUGCCUUGACCCUGACAAUAGUCUGUUUCAAAAUAAGCCCACUGUAAACAAGCUAGCCUGUUUGAAACACCCAAGUUUCCCAGUUCAGGUGAAACCAUAAACAACAAAAAGUGAAAGCUCCCAAACCCCUCAUAGCCAUUUUGUGGAAAGAGAAGGUGAGCACAUAGUUCCAGGAGGAGGAUCAACCCAUUCACAUGUCACUAAGCCAUGUCUGAACCUGGGAGUCUCUCCUCCCUUGCUAAUCACAGCAGCCCCAAGAAUGAAGGUGAGGAAAUUUCAUGUUGUGGGGGCACAUUACAUGAUGAAUAUUUGGGAACAUGCAGAGCUCACUUAACUUAGAAAGGUUCUAUUUGGUUGUCUUCCACUGAUGUAGCAUGUUAUUUGGUUAAUAGCUUUUCAUGCCUAAUCAUGGAUGGUUGUAGUCUGUUUUAUGUAAUUUUAAUAACUGAGUGUUAAGCAGAUCUUUGGCUUCAUCCAAGCUGAAAGACUGUGUCCUUGAUUGUAGGUUAUGUAAAUGUCCUCACAACACUCCAGCAUUCCUGUGGAUUUCAUACUGGUUGUGAUCUGGAGAAGAGAAUCCAUACAAAUGUGAUGUGGUUUUACAUUACUGUAUAUGCAUCUCUGUCAUAAAACAGCAAGAAGUGUGGGCAUUCUUCAAACUGUCUUGUUAACUGGGCAUGAGCAUUAGCAUUAUUUCCUGGGGCCGUGUUGGUCGGGGAGGGGAAUUGCUUUGCUUUGCUUUGCUUCAUCCUGCUGGUUUUCACACAGUACUCAUUUUAGCAGAGUGCUGACAACUUUGUACUGUAGUGGAAAUGGUUGAAGGUGUGUCUACAGCUCUAAACUUGGCUCACCUUGGAGUAGUGGUUUUCUCGAAACCUGGAAAUCAUUGUAUGCUUUAGAUCCAGAUAGCAGAACAUAUCCCUUGUUAACAGAGUCAAAGCCUGAUAUGGUGCAGCCAUCAAAUGUAUGCAAUUUGGUGCAAGGAGGAGGAAUACUUCAAUAAUCUUUUCUCUCUCUUUCUUGCUCUAUUCUCGUGUAAUGCUACUGACAGAGGGAAGAGUACUAGGAAGGACUACCUGUUAAUCUAUCACUCUUGAUGUCGCUGAGGGCUAGUGGGAGGUGAAGGAAGCAAGGGCCUCCUUGCUUAGAAAACUGGGCCCUGUGGCUUUCAUGUGCCUGCAGAACUUUGGAGGUGGGCUUUCCCACUUCUGGUUGCAUGUUAAGUGAGGAAGCUUCAAGGUGUAUGUAAAGAUACUGUUAGACUGCCCAAUGAUUGCCAGCUCCUCUCCAUGCUCUGGGCCCUUUGACAGAGCAGAGGAGGAAUAUGGCCCAUUUUGAGUGUACCUCUUGUACUUCCUGAGAUGGUAUGUACUCAUUCAAACUCUUGAAUUUGUACCUUUAACUACCUGUGUGUAUUUAGUGGGGAGGGGGCUACACAAUUACACAUAAAUAAUGUUUGGCCUAAUCCUUAGGUACCUGAAGCAUUAUAAUACCUGCAUGUGCGAGAAUCUGUUGUGAGAGACUGACAUAAUUGUUGGUUUAUCUUGGUUGGUUUCUGCUACCCUUCCCCACACUCAUUCUGAAUUCCAGUUUUAUUCUCUAAACUUUAAUGCAGAGCUUUUCAAACAUUAGUGUGUCAGCUGCAGUGUGCAGGUGUGUCACUCAAAUGCUCCCCGUGCUCCUCCCAGGGCUGGAAAUGGGUUAGUUUAACCUCCAGUUUGCUAGUAAAUCUGAAUUACUGUGUCACAAAACGAUGCAUGUCUAAAAAGUCUGUCACCAACAUGAAAAGUUUGGAAAGCUCUGCUUUAAUGACUGCAUGAGAUGCUGUGAGUUAUAGCCAAUUUGCAUGACUUUCUUAGCUGGCCUUGAGGCGAGUAUUAACUCUUCAGCACCAUAGUUGUUGGACUGCAAUAGUUUCCUGGGGUACUUGUGAGGGGAGCUCAAUAACUUCCUUCAUGACAUGUUAGAAGUCCUCUGAAUUUGCCCUCCAUGAGCGUUGAUGAGGACUGCUGGGGUGUCAGCUGCAUUAUUAAGUACUGGUGGUGUUUUUUGCCCUUCUUAGAUUGGACCACCAUGUUUUCAAAUGCAUCAGCAGAGAAAGCUAGAAAUGUCCUAAUGGUGGAGGCAGCGCGCACAGAACUGGUGGGAGAACAGGCAGCGUGCCAGCCAGUCCCAGGCCAGCCAAGUGCCAUUAACUUUGCUUUGAAGCAACUGGGUACAGAUAUCAAGUGAGUAUUGUGUGUUGUGUUACUUGACAGUGUUCAUCUAAUGGGGGUGGCAUAAAUACUACCAUGUGAUUGCAAAAAUGUUUAUGUUCGGAUUAAGCCUGUGGAGCAGAUGAUAUUUCUUCCCCUCCCCAAAAAUAAUACAUUUUGAACUGAAGUUGUUCAUGAUUUAGUGGAGGUAACAUUUGGACCUAGGUUCCCAGCAGCAACAUUCAACUUGCAGCCCACUGGCUUCCAUAAUAACUUUAUUAUGUUUCAGGGGAAACAUGUAGGUUAAAUCUAAGCAAGGCUGUGGAGAUGGAGUUAAGCUGACUAGGGGUGCCAGUGAUCAGGGAACAGGACUUUAAGACAAAGUUAAAACCAGUGGGGGUCCUGUGAAAAUCCAUAUGGGAGUCCAGUUCCCAUGUCAGUUUGCUACCUAAAGCAUCUCAAGGUGUGGAAAUGGAGUUAUUAGAACGUACUAGAACCUGCCGCACAAGGUGCAUCUCUGAGUGAAAAUCUCCAUGGUGUGAUUUUGUCCAUGGUGUGAUUAUUUUCCACACCAUGUUUCUGUUAUGAGCAAAUGGUGGUUCUUUCAUUGAACAAUUUUUUCCCUCACUGAUGCUUUCCACCAGUUUACAUGAAGCAGAAUUUAGUUGGCAGAUCUGUAAUUUCAUCAUAAAAAAUACAUUGGUACCUUUCAGCUUUCUGGUAAGGAGAAAGUUUUAGCAAUGAUGAAAUGUAGCGUCUUACCCACCAUGCUGCACCAGCUCUCUUUUGCUUGCCCUUUGAAAAGGACAUAAUACCCUGUUCACAUAAUACACUGUUACUCCUGUUUAAAAAGUUCUAGAUCAUUUAUCUUUGAAACAAUAUUGGUCAUUGAACAUAAUAAAGAGAUUGAUUGAUACAUCUUUAAAACAAAUGUCUUGAAACAUUGUAAAGAAAAACACCCCAUAAAUAUCUCUCUGCCUUUGUGUUCUCUUUUUAAAUAGUGGGAAAGGCACAUUGACUAUCUAAGAAGUAACCAUUUAUAAGGCUUGUGCUGCUGCUGAAGUCACGGUUUUGACCUUGGCCAACUUCUGGCAACAGUUUUGUGGCAACUGACCUCAGAUCACUUCUGUUCUCUUCUUACCAUCCCCACUCGCACCCUUUCAGUAAUGCUGAAAGGCUGCCCAGGGGGAGUAAGUCUUGCAAGUACUUCUGCAGCACAAGCUCCCAUCAGUUUCUAGGGGGCGAAGCUUCAGUACUUGGAGGAUUUUCCUCUCCUGGUUCCUUUUCCAGAUGGUUAUGGAGCAGGGCACAUGUGGCAACUGUUGCCUUGGUUGCACUGGAAAAAUUAAACCACAUCCUUCUUGUGAUUUCAAUGAGUGUGAUUGAUACCCCCACCCCUAUGCUAUUUAGUUGCACAAAAAGGCUUUUGAAAGGAAAAUGUUGGAUGUGCAAUUCUGAAUAUGGUCUAAGAAUUUUUCUCUGCUUGUCAGUUUGACCACAAAAAUGUCCAUAAUGGGAUUCUGAAUCUUGCAUAGCAUACUGUUUGUAGGAAAACUAAGGCAACUCUGAAUUACUCCAGAUCAGGCACCCCCAACCUUUGGCCCUCCAGAUGUUUUGGACUACAAUUCCCAUCAUCCCGGACCACUGGUCCUGUUAGCUAGGGAUCAUGGGAGUUGUAGGCCAAAGCAUCUGGAGGGCCGCAGGUUGGGGAUGCCUGCUUCAGAUCCUUCCUCUAUGUGAUCCUUUAACUCCUAGUGUAUAAUGUUAACUUUUGCUUCGGGCAUAACAUAGGGAAAUAUCAGCCCUGCACAGAACUUCAACUGUCAUCUGUUUUGUGUUACUUAUCAGAUUGUGUUCCUAUGUGGCAACCUGGUUGUGCAUAAACUAGCCUUCGCCAACCUGGUGUCCUCCAGAUGUCCUGAACUACAGCUCCCAUCAGCCCCAGCCAGCAUGGUUGUAUGGUGCUCCUUACUUAGGAAAUCAAAUGAACAUUUUUCUUGGCUGGAUCAAGCUUUUGUGGACAUUAUGUGGUACCUGCAGCCCUCCACAUGUUGCUGGACUACAACUCCCAUCCUCUCUGACCACAUCUACAUGAUAGUAUGGGUUGAUGCCUCAAGAUCUGGAGGGGCACAGGCUUCCCACCACUGUUGUAUGGUCUAGUGUAACUUUCACCAACUUGGUUCCAGGGCUGGCCCAAUAUACUUUGCUGCCUGAGGUGAACCAGAAAAUGGUGCUCUCCUUGGGAAUUGUAGUUUGUUAAGGGUGCUGGGUUACAGCAAGGAUAGGGAAUAUCAGGCUAAGGGACCAAUGCAGCCUUCCAAGCCUCUAUGUUGGGGCUUGGGCCACCCCUCUCCAGUCCUGCUUUGCACCCUCAAGUUUUGUUUUGUUUACUGUCUGAAAUGGUUCUUUGGAUGGAGGACAGUACUGUGGUGGUAGAAGAGCACCCCCUCCCCUGCAACCCCUCCUGCCUCCUCUUUCCAUUCCACUGACUGACCUGUCUUUUGCCUUUGCACCAUGGCUUACUGGCUGGAGACUGAAGCUGCUCUCUUGCAAAGCUGGAAGCCUGCAUGUCGGGAGGGAGCUGUGCACACAGCACAGCAGUUGAGUGGGACUCUGUGGGCUAGAGGUUUGAUAGAGGUACAGAAAGGGAGGGGAAGCAAGACUCUGAAAUGGGGAGGAGAAACAUUGUGGUGAAGCAAGGGGGACUAAAUGGAGAAGAAAAAUGGGGGUGAGGAGGGAAAAAGAGGAAAGCCAGAAAGCAAGGGGAAGGGUGUGCAGCCGAGGAGGAAGCUAUCAAGUGCAGGAGGUGGAACUGUUGCUCCUCGCAGCUGUGUGGAGCCUGCCACCCUAAGGCCACUGCCUCACCUUGCCUCAUGGUGCCCUCCAGAUUUUAUGUCUGGAGCUGUGGGAGCUGUAGUCCAACAUCUGGAGGGCACCAGGUUGACAAAGGCUGGUCUAACAUCUCUCACAAGUACUUUACCAGUAACUCCCUCCCCAAACAUAUGAAGGAAGUUCCAAGAUCUUGCGGAAAUUGUAGAGUCAGCCAAGGGAAAUAACAUUAACUUUACCAAGUUCCCCCUUGUUGACUGCUUAACCACAAUUGCCAGGCUUUCUCUUUCAAAAAUACAGCAGUUUUAUCACGUGCUUUGAAUGUUUCUCUUUGCAAAAUUAGCCAAUAUGUGUUCAUGUGUUUUAACAGCUACUGAGCAAUUUUAGUACAGUUGUUGCAGAUCCAUAGUAAAGAGUGGUUGCUGUUACCAAGAUUGUGUUACACAAAUUCAAGACUGCACUUACGACUUCAUUUCUUGGCAAACAUGAUUGCUUGAAAUACAUCUGUUCUGGUAAACUUCCUGAAGCUCGGUGCAGAUUAGUGUAUCUUAAAUGCAUGUACUGUAGUAACCCUUGAGUGGUGUAAUCAUAUGGCGAGAUUUUGCAACCGGAAUUCUUAUAUCAAACUAACAAAUGGCAUUUUUCACUCUUUAUGCAAUUCCUCAUAGUGUUUAUAAAGUUGCUUUACAUGCCUUGAUUUGUUUUUUAAAAAAUAUAUUUUACUUACCAUUUUCAAUUUUCUUAUGUGCACUGAUGAUAGUCAGUUUGGAUGGGGGGCUUUUAUCCAUUUCUGCAGUCACACAAUCAACCAGUAGCUGAACUGGGUGCCACACAGUCACAAAAACAAGUCACAAAAAUGAAGUCACAAGCUACAGUCACAAAAGCGAAGUCACAAGUCAGUCCCAUAAAAUGAACAACAAACCACAGUCAAAAAACCAAAAAAGCCACACCAAAACGCAAAAAAAAAAAUCAAAAACAAAACCUCCAAAUAUAACUUCUGUGUUGCGUGGGUGCUCGGGACUCCACAGCUGGCAGACUCAACAGGAAGCCUCUGAUUAGCAGCGAGGGACUCAAUUAACAAACGAAACACAUUCAACAGGAACCAGAUGAUGAAAAGCGACCCCUAAAACAGCAAUUUUACAUGGAUUUUACUAUCUAACAAGGCCAUUGAGCCAUAAAAUGAAAUCAAUAAAACAGAACAAAAUGAAAAUGUGAUUUUUUUUCUUACCUGCGCUGAUGAUAGUCAUUGUUCGGAUGGCAGCUCAGGGUCCUCUUCCACAAUCACAAUCGGCUUGGCUCCCACCAUUCGCGGAGGCCUCAGAGAGCUCCCAUGGCCGGAGCCCAGUCGCGGACCCUCCGCAGGCCCCACGGAUGUCCGGGCUUGGCUCUGGGCAGCAACGAGGCCUCCGAGAGCUCGGAAAACUCACUUCUGGGUUAAAAUCAUUUCUAAUCUGAAAAAAUGUAACUCGAAGUGUUUGUAAUCCGAGGUACCACUGUACUUUGAAUUUAAGUGUAGUAGGAAAUGAUUUACUAUUUUAAGUGGAAAGCCUCAGGGAUUCCUUGAGUGAUCCAUUGUUGCUGUCAUAGAUUGUAGCAGAGUCACUUACUGCAUUACCAUAUGCUACAAAUGGCAUUCUGAGACUUAUUUGGAGCAGGCUGUCAUUGACAGGGUGGGAAACGUCUGAAGCGUAGUCCAGCCUUCCCCACUUGAUGUUUCGGAUUGCAACUCUCAUCAGCCAUAGCCGGUGCAUGUCAGCUGAGCACCUUUCUACAUCUUCCUGGGAAUAAUUUUUAGUCUGAAGAGUAUAAAUUAAACUCCUAGCCCUUGAUAUUUAAAUGCACAUUUGACAAACUUUUGCAGUGUAGGCAUCUGCAUCAACCAAGUUCUCUGCUUUGGAGUGAAUUUGGAACCAAGAGAAAUUGAACAAAACAGUAGUUUUGCUUGCUUUUGAUUUCUACAGUUGUGUAUCCUUUAUUUUAAAAAUUACACUUCUCUCUGUUUGUAUAACUACUUCUUAAUUUCUGUACUUGCCAGGAACUCUGUGUCUUCACUAAGAACUGGAAAAGGAAGCAAUGACAACCGUAAGAGUAUUUUUUACACAGAGGAGUGGGAAUUUCUAGAUACGAAGGAUUUGGAGGAGUCAAUAGUUCAAGAUCGGAAGAGGUUUUCAGGAGAGCAGAGCAAAGGUAUUCCAGUGUUCCUUCUCCCCACAUCUCCCAUCCCAUCUUUUCUACUAUUGUACUUGCUAAGAUUCUUUAUAUUUCUAUACCAUUGACCCUUAGGAGCUGAUGAAAAUGCAUUCCACUCUAAAGGCACACCAUGAAAAUGGGUUCUCUAUUGAUAAAGAAUGCUGAUAAUAUCUCUUCUUGGAAACUGAUUUGCUUUUGGAUUUUUCUGUCUUAGCUACCGGGAUACCUGGACUCAAACUUGCACUGCUGUGACUUAUUUCCAUCAGACCCAUGCUUGUGUCAAGGCAUUUUUCUUGAGUGUACUUUUAAGCACAAAGUACCUCUUUAUUAAACAAUAUGUUGCAAAUUGGUUAUAUUGUACUAUAUGCAAGAGUGAAGAGAGUAAGGAAUACAGCAUUUUGGUGCAAUUGAUAGGGGUUUAGAUUCAAGUAGAGAGGUUUGGGGGGGAGACUUGAGUUCAAAUCCACACUCAGCCAUGGCAAUUGUGGCUAAACGUCCGUUACAGGUAGGUCAGUCUGAAGUCUGAGGAGGAAGAUGGAUAGGAUACAAAUGUGAUGAUUUAAAAAAUGGUAGGAGUUUGUUUCUGCACAGAUGUUUUCAACUUUAAAUUGGGAAGGUCUUCCAUCUGAUCAGAGUCGCUUGUGGUGACUUGUGGUUAGUCUGAUGAAGGAAAUACGUGCUUCCCUGCUCAGUUUCCUUUACUAUUGUAAUGAGUUGGAGCUCACUACAGACAAUGGAUUCUGAGGCUAAGUCUCCAAAUGUAACCCUAGUUCUAACACAAACCACAGAGGAUAAAUGAGAACGCAUACUAUGGGCUCACUUCCUUGUAGUGGCAAAAAGGGUUAAAACUAACAUCCACUGAAGUAGCAGGCACUUCUUUUUUCAGUUCUAAUUUUGUCCUGGUAUAUGAUUUCUUAAUUGUGCAUGGUCUCACUGCUUAGAAUUAAAGGGACAGGGAGAAGAGAACUGAAGGAAACCGAUGACAUACAAUUAAUUAAUCAACUUGGAAGUGCUUGCUUCAGUCUUUGUUCCAGAUUCGGUGAUUGAGUACAGUAGUGUUCUUUUAACAAAGUCAGGAAUGUGUCCAAAUACAUUUUAGUCUGAAUGAGGAAAAAAAUAUAUCUUCUUGUGCAGGCGUGUCUGGUCCAGCCUUUCCAUUUGAUUUUGGCCGCAUUCCACACAGAACAAGGCGUCCUUUAAAGGAAAUGAUUGCAGGCAGCAAAAACCGGAAUAGCACGGAGUCUUCUCCUGAUGAGUGUAAUGGAAACAAGCUGGCUUCCGAGAUGCAGUUGAAGUUCCAGAGCCAACAGGAAGAGUUGGAGAGUCUCGAGAAGGAGCUGUUGAGUCAAAAGGUAACUGGUCUACAAGCUAGAGAGGAACAGUAGCUGGAGCUGGAGCCAGCAUUGGCAUCAUAUAUGGCAGGUUUUGCCAAGCAGUGCAGGAGAACCUGCCUGGCACACAUUAGAGGCGGGUGGUUUAGACUACAGUACAGCGCCUCUUGGGCUUGCCGAUCAGAAGGUUGAUGGUUUGAAUCCGCUUGACGGGGUGAGCUUCUGUUGCUCUGUCCCAGCUUCUGCCAACCUAGCAUUUCGAAAGCAUGCCAGUGCAAGGUACCGCUGCGGUGGGAAGGCAAAUGGCAUUUCCAUGUGCUCUGGUUUCCGUCACAGUGUCCUGUUGCGCCAGAAGCUUGCCACAUGACCCGGAAAGCUGUCUGUGGACAAAUGGCAGAUCCCUUGACCAGAAAAUGAGAUGAGCACUGCAACCCCGUAGUUGCCUUUGACUGGACGUAACCGUCCAGGGGUCCUUUUCCUUAGAGGCAUGUUAGAGGAUGUAAUGAAACACUCCCAAAUUUUUGUAUGUACAUCUUCUGGGACCCAGCCCUAGGCAUUCUACACCUGCUCUGAGUUCUUUAUACUACAAAUGUGUGGUUGCCAGAACCAGGGACGGGACAGGUUUUCCCUCUGUAGCCUAUGUGAAGACAGUGUGCAUUCUUCAUUUUAAAAAAUAGCUAGCUGACCUCUUAAACACAUUUUUAAAGAAUUACAGAGACCUCACUGCUGCUAAGAACUUUGCGGGAGGGGUUGUUUGUUUUUUGCCAUGCACAGGAAUUGAAUAGAAACUCAGAGAUGGCUGCUUAAAAUGCUGUUCAGCCCAACAUGGUUCUUGUGCCUUGGUGCAGCCUUUUCCACCCUCAUUCCUCUAGAUCUUGAGUGGGUGACAUUUGUCCUCCCCCACACAAUGCUGCUGAACUGUGGCUCUCAUCAGCCCCAGCAAGCAUGCCCAAUGGCUAUGGAUGAUGGGAGUUGCAGUUCUGCAGCAUCUGGUGGGGCGAAUUCCCCAUCCCUGUGCUUCAGUUCCCAUCAUCCCUGGCCAUGCCAGCUAGGGCUAGAAUCUGACAGCAUCUGGAGAGCACUAUGUUGGAGAAGGCUACCUGUUAUCUACUUACCUGUAAUUGUCUCCAAUUCAAAGCCUUAAGCUGUCCAGAAUUUUUUUUUGGAAUGAUUGUAGGUGUAGCGAGAGAGAUUAACUUGCAGCAGAAUUUUGAUGUGCUUGGUUUAAAAAUGCUUCCAGUUACUACCCUAAUUGUUCCUUUUGAAGAUCUACUGUAGGUAUGGCCAAAGGCUGGCAUCUACCCAGAGGUUUGAUUCUUCUCUUUCAACAGGAUUCAGUUUCAUGUUGCAAUGGUUUUAAAACUUUCCUCAAUUUAAAAAUUGGUGUAAUGUCUGUCACGAGGGGUAGAUGCACAAGUGAUGGAAGUUAAGAGCCCUCUUGGUUGCACAGAUCUAGUUUAUCUUUUAUUUAACCAAAUAGUUUUUUAAAAAUUUGGUUUAUUAUUUGUUGUAAAGCAAACCUCUAAGCGGUUUACAAAAAUAUAAAAUAUUGGCACCACUGCUUCUGCUCACUCCACUUACCAACCAUGUCUAUCUGCCAACCCCUUUCCAAAGCCCCCCUCCCCCGCCAGCCUGCUCCUGCUUCAGAAUAGAGCUGCUGUGCUAAACCUCUGUGAAUUGCUUGGUUAAAGCUUGUUGCAACUGCAUUUAAUGGAGGCAGGUGCUUCAGAGUAGCUUACUAAACCAGUCUGUGAAGCACCUCUCCUUCCUCCUGGCUGCCAUUUGUCACACUGGAGUUGGCAUGGUGGCCAUGCAAACUGCAAUGUGAUGCAACAUGAUGUAUAUAGGAAGAAAACAAAAAUAUUCUCAGUAAAAAUAAUUAAGCACAAGCAUAUAAAAGUUGUCAAAGGAGGAAUUAAAAUCAACAGUAGCUAAGAGGUAAAGCACAUCUAACUUGUGCAUGCCCCCAUGUUCACCAAUAUCCUUUUUUUCCUUCUCCUUAAAGGAACUUGUGCGGCUUCUGCAGCAGACUGUCAGAUCUUCACAGUAUGACAAAUAUUUUGUAGGGCAUCUUUGUGAUGGAGUCCCCAAAGAUAAGUUAGAGCUGCUUCAUGAAAAAGACAAUCAGAUAUUGGGUCUCAACAACCAGCUUGAAAAGCUUAAUCUGGAGAAGGACAGUUUGCGGCAGGAAGUAAAGAAUUUGAAAUGCAAGGUGGGCGAGCUCAAUGAGCAGCUGGGCAUGCUUAUGGAGACCAUUCAAGCCAAAGAUGAAGUGAUCAUGAAACUUUCCAGGGAGCUGAGUGAAUGCGAGGGCCAGUCAUCUGGCCAGAGUGGAGGAUCAGUCCAUUCUCCCAUGUCUUCUUCCAUCAACAAAGAACUGCAGGAGCUUGACAGGCUGAAAGUAAGGAACAUUUUUGCUUCAGUAGUGGAGGCCCUUCAAAUUCCAUGUGAUGUGCCCUUCUGUAGGCUGAAUAUUUUCAGGAAAUAGUUUGAACCUUGGUUUGGAAGCAAGGCACUUACCACAUUUCACUAAUUUUGGACACAAGGGCUAAGUUUGGUUGGUAAAAACUAUCAAGUAGAGAAUGCGAAUGGAAGAGAGGUGGGAUGAGGAUCAUUUGAAGGUGGCCCUGACUUGCCAGACUAUGUUUUGGCAUUGCAUCUAUCUGAGUUGAGCUGCAGGGGACCCAAUUCUCAGAUCACAACAGGUUUUGCAAACAAGGUUUAAGGAAUGGGGUCACAUCCAUGAAUAAGUAACAAAAUGCCAUAAGAGCAACAUCAUGAGAACACAUAUAGCAUGAUACAAAUACAGAUUAAAGAGAGAGCGACAAUAUAUGUGGCAAGAUGCUGCCUUAUUUGACAACCUUCAGACCUGAAGAGUCUUAAGGGAAGACAGAGCCCAGCAGAAACAGUCACAGCUUAAUGAUUUGAAAAUAUAGAACUCUUUUAUAAACUUUCAUUGCUUCCCUAUUUCUUGAUGCUUGAGACACAUUUGAUUUUUAAAGUAGAGCUUCUCAAGAAACUUAGCAUGAUCUUGAGUGAUUGAGCAACAGUUGGAAGUCAGUGAGUCAGAUCAUUGUUUUGUCAUUAGAAUUUCAUUUUCCCCAUACAGUAGUUGUACAAAAUUGGAGAGUACAGUUUUACUAGUGGCCUAGCCCUAAAAUGGUCCACCGUGUCAAGUUCUAAUGAGUGGAAUUUAUAGCACGCCUUUCAGUUCUUUGACUAUCUACCUCCCCACUUGAGCACUUUCUUUGUACAGAAUUACUGUACUGCCUCCCCCCUGUGUCAAUAUACUGUUUUAAAAACACAAGAAAAGUAGAGCUUCUUGGGUCAAGCUUCACUAGUCCUUACUGCUUGUAUUCCUCAUAAUAUAUUUUUUAAAUAACCUAUAUUUAUCCAUAUCUUUUAUUCACAGGAUAGUCUUCAGGGUUAUAAAAACCAGAACAAAUUUUUAAAUAAAGAGAUCCUAGAACUGUCUGCUUUACGGAGAACAGCUGAAAACAGAGAAAGAGACUUGAUGACAAAGGUCAGCUUAACACAGAUGCUCAUUGUAAAUCUUUCACUUGACACAAAGUAAACUCCUGCUAGCUUUCAUUGCCAGAAGUGAAAAUUUCAAGCAAUAUAUAGAAAGAGGAACUUAAAACUUAUUGUUAUGCUGAUUUGCAGAACCCUCUGUCUUUUUCUGGAAUUGCAACAUCCUCGUUUUAUCUCAGAGGUGGGGAACCCUUUUUCAGUCUUAGGUUUGCAGCAUUCCUUCACGGGCAGCCUUCCAGGCGACACACAGCAGUUGUGGGCAGGGCAGAUGCAUGUGGAUGUGACUCUUACCUUUGUGCAGGAGAUUGUAGCCAUGCAAAAAAUCAUCAGUUACCGCACAUACGCAUCUCUACAUCCUCCUUCCACACAACCAAGAGGCGUGCAUUCUGGCCAAGCAAAAGCACUUGAGGAGGUGUUAUGGUCUGGGGAGAAUCCCAGGCAUAAAGUUAAAGAGGUGUAGGUAGCUGCAUUUGGCCUCUGGGACAGGUUUCUCAACCCUGUUUUAUCUUCAUGGGAGAGGGACAGCUGGUGCGUACACUCACUCACUCGCUUAUUGAAAUGGAUUCCCAUGCAUCACUGAAAUGUUUCUGCAAGUGCCAAUUUGAAAGAAUUCUUUGCUGUAUUCUCUGCAGUAUACAAGCCUUGAAGCCAAACUCUGCCAAGUGGAAAGCAAGUAUCUUAUCUUGCUUCAAGAGAUGAAGACCCCAGUUUGCUCAGAGGAGCAGGGUCCUUGUCGUGAUGUGGUGACCCAGCUCCUGGAAGAUGCCUUGAAAGUGGACAGCAGUGAGCACCUGGAGCAGACAUACUUCAAACCUCACAUGGUCAGGUAAACAGAAGACUCUUGAUAACUUCACAUUUGAUACAACUAUAUAAACAAAGUAAAACACCACAGCCUUUUCUGAGAGCUAGUGCAGUGUAGCAGCUGAGGGACUAAGCUGGCACUCACAGUUUUAAAUCUCAUAACUGCAACUAUGUCUUUGCCUGGUUGCCCUUUGGCAGUCCUUUUGGACCCGAAAGAGGGCAGAAUCGGGGUGGGGUGAAAUGGGGCGCACGUAUGCAUGCUCCACCAGCACACAUGGGGGCUGGGGCCCUCUGUGCAAAAUGGUUGCCACCUGUACUAAGAUAAUACAAGACUCAUGUUGUUAGGACUGUUGUAAGAGUUAUGGAACUACCUCAGUGGUUGAGCGCCUGAGUUCAGUCCCUCAGUUUCCAGGAGAGAAUCCCCUGCCUGAAAUCCUGGAGAGCUUGUGCUGAAUUGGUGUAGAGUAGCCUUUAGAUGCCAUACACUGAGUGAGAUGAUUGGUCCAUCUAGCUCAGUAUUGUCAACACUGACUGGCAGCAGUUCUUGGAUAAUAUACUUAUGAAGGACAAUUGUCUGGAGUUCUACUAUUUUUAGUAUACUAACCACUCCCUCUUCUCUCCUCAUAGCCUUCUUCCUUUUCCUUUCUUGUUUUGAUCUAUUCUCUUUCUUUAUUGAUAUUACUGCAUUUUGUGUACUAGAAAGUGAACAUAAAAGCAAUUACCAGGGGAAGAAAAACAUUGACUGGCAAUGACUCCAGAAUUCUAGACCUUCCCUUCUCUCCAUGGAGAUGCUGUAGGCAUAACCUAAGACCUUCUGCAUGCAAAGCAUGUGCCUUAGAUAGUUCUGUGCUAGCUGGUCAUUUGUCUGACUUGGUAGAAGGCAGUUUCCUAUGUUCUUGUGUGAAGUGUUGUUGUGUAAUGUUAAGACACCAAUGCCAAAUACUUUCUUUACUUCUGCAUUUGGAAUGGGUGCCAGUAGCAUUGUAUUUUCUUUGGGGAACAGUGGGACUGAAUUUAACACCUUUUAAGGGUGAGCUGCUCUGAGCUAGAACUUCUGCAACCUCCCUGGCAAGAUGACCCCUUAAAUAUUUUUAAACAUUUUGUGGGUUCAAUGUGUGUGUGAAAGAGGGGUGUACCAUCCCUUAAAUAAUUAGUUGCAAAGCCUGGAUUAACUUAAGUAACUCAAGUAUAAUCAGCAUGUUUUCUAACUUGAGAAUUUUUUUGUCUGAACACUUACCAGAAGUAUCUAACUUAAUAAUUAUAAUGUAAUAUAAUAAUAUCAUAUCAUAUCAUAUACCAUCCUUCACCAAAAGAUUUCAGGAUGGUUCACAAGAUAUUUGGAAAUAUUCUCUAAAACUGGAGACAGUGAUCUUCCUUCACCUCCAGUUUCCUGAGUUCUGUUGGGAAAGGGGAGGAUGGAGAAGCUCCAAGCUCCGAGUCCUAUCCCUUGCCAUUGGAAAAUAAUGGUUAAAAUGUUUGAGACUAGAAACUUUUAAUUUCACAGUGCGAUGGCAUUACCAUUCAAUAAUUUUGGUGAGCACAGGUGUAAUUAAAUCCUCAGCAUUGUCAUUGGCAAUUAUUUUGCUGUUAAAUCUGUCACAUAUGCUUUGAAGUGUUAAAUCAGUGUAAGAGACCACCUUAUACAUCCAGUAGAUUGCUGUAGUCUGCAGAAGAAUUUCUCCUGCAAAACCCAAAGAUCUUAGAGCAAGACUUUCAGGGUGGUCACCCCUGCUCUAUGGAAUAGUAUUCUUGUUGAGAUAUGACAGACUCCCACUAUUUAACUUUCCAGAAACAAUUGAAAAUAUUUGUGUUCUGACAGGCUUUCCCAGGUCUUUCCCAUUGCUGUCCAUUUGCUAGGGUUUUUGUCUUGUUUUAAAUGUAUUUGUAGGCUUUGUACUUUUCACUGUUCAUAAUUACCUUAUAUGCAAAUUGCUUUGAGACCGUGGCUUAAAAGAAGAUGGAUAAGUUAACAAUAAACAAACAAACAACAACAGCCCUUUAGGUAUAAGGGUAAAGGACUCCUGGACAGUUAAGUCCAGUCAAACUUGACUAUGGGGUGCAGUACUCAUCUCACUUCAGGCCAAGGCAUUUGUCUACAGAUAGAUUUCUGGGUCAUGAGGCCAGCAUGACUAAACCAAUUCUGGUGCAACAGAAUGUGACGAGUGCCAGAGCACAUGGAAACGCUAUUUACCUUCCUGCCACAGCAGUACCUAUUUAUCUACUUGCGCUGAUAUGCUUUCGCACUGCUAGGUUGGCAGGAGCCGGGACAGAGCAACAAUAACUCAUCCCAUCACGCGGACUCAAACUGCUGACCUUCCGAUCAGCAAGCCCAAGACGCUCAGUGUUUUAGACCACAGCGCCAUCUACUCCCUUACUAAAAUGAAUGAGUUAACAGAAUGAGAGGGGGGAACUUAGUGCAUUUUUCUGAGCUCACAAAAGAUAUAGCAAACUUCCAGAAUAUCACCUUUCUCUUGCUUGAGUUUUUUUUCAUUCCUAAAGAUUCCCAGUUAAUCAGAUUUCUCUCUCCUUUACAGUGAAUAUGAUAUUUAUGGGUUUCAGACAGUCCCAGAGGAUGAUGAGGAAGAGAAGCUGGUAGCGAAGGUUCGGGCCUUGGAUCUGAAAUCCCUCUCCCUUACUGAAAACCAGGAGAUGUCCACAGGGGUGAAGUGGGAGAACUAUCUGGCUAGCACCAUGAACAGGGAGAUGGUGCGUUCUGUGGAACUCAAGAACCUCAUUCGGUAUGGUAUUCCGCAUGCCCACCGCUCCCAGAUGUGGAAAUGGUGCAUUGGCCUUCAUGUAAAGAAGUUCAGAGAACACAUGGACCCAGGCUACUUCCAAUCACUGCUUCAGAAUGCCCUGAAGAAGCAGAACCCAGCUUCAAAGCAGAUAGAGCUAGAUCUUCUGCGGACUUUGCCCAACAACAAGCAUUACUCUUCUCUGACAUCUGAAGGAGUGCAGAAGCUGCGGAAUGUCUUGCUUGCAUUUUCUUGGCGAAACCCAGACAUAGGAUAUUGCCAGGGUCUCAACAGGUAGAAUCUGUUUUCUUCAUUUUCUGUAGUCAUUUGGCAUGUCUCACUUUUAUUUUAUUUUUUUAAAAAGAAAUAUUUAUUGUCAUUUUGUUAUGAGAGGAGAAACAUAAAUUACAUAGAGAUUCUCCUUUAUCUCCACAAUAUGAACUGGUGAUAUUUAUUGUUAAAGCAAAAGGCUGGGUGGUCUAAAAUAGGAGUUAAAGGCGAUGGCAAAUGAGCUAAAUGUGAUUGCCAUUUAUGCCAUAUUCAAAGGGUCAGCUGUAGAAACAGAUUACUUAUUUUGCUAAUGUGAGCCCAUGAAGUUUUCAGGAUGGGUAAGGUGUUAAGAGAGGGUGGCAAAGGUUCCAGUUCCAUUUUGGCCCAUAGAGUUGAAGCUGAGUUAUUAAUCAUAUGUGUCAACUGUUUUAAUUGGAAAGCAUUGGAAAUACAACUUAAGAUUUGGGGCACCAAGACCUCCCUUAGUUCUUGGUCAAUACAGGGUUAGACAGCACACCCUGCUUUCUUUACCUCCUGAAAUAAAAUUAUUAAUCAAGUGUUGCCAUUGAGCCACUGAGAAAGAGGGAUAGUUAUGGGUAGGACCUGAAAGAAAAAUAAGAGAUUUAUGAAAAAUGCACACCUUCACAGCUGCAAUUUCGCCUAACCAACUUAAAUUUAAAUGCUUCUGUAGCCUUUUGUCAAGAUCCCCAAAAUUCCUUCAGUAAAGUUGACAUAACUCCAUGAUUUUACUACUUUGAGAUAUCUGAAUCCACCACAUAGCAAUUUAAAACCAGAAUUAGAGUGUAACCAGUUGUGUUCUGAAAUCAUCGAAAUAGGAAACAUCACUGAUUUGUUUUAAUUAAUUUUUCAUAGAAUUGUAGAAGGUCAUCUAGUCCACACCCACACACACCCAGCAACCUUAGCAGACAUACUAAGAGUCUGCUGUAGAGGCAAGAGAGCUCUUUUAGGAUCAUAGAACAUUUUAGCAGAUCGUGUGCAAAUGGGUUUAAUUUAUGUUCAGUUCCCUGAAUUUGGAUAUCUCUUAGAUUUGUAGCUAAAGCCUCUAUUGCCGCAGCUGGUGAACCAGAUGAAGCUUGUGAAAUAUGUAUGCAUAUAUGUUUAAACAAGCCAAGCAGCGCUCAUUUUAGCCCUUCUCUGUGGUCGAUGCAUAUAUUAGUGCCAAUCACUUUCCAGCAUCAGUUUUAAUGGCACCCAGACUCUUGCAGUUUUGCAAUAUGAGAUUGUUCUGUUUUAUCUUCUGUCUUUCAGACUGGUGGCAAUUGCGCUUCUCUACUUGGAGCAAGAAGAUGCCUUUUGGUGCCUAGUUACAAUAGUGGAGGUCUUCAUGCCUCGGGACUAUUAUACUAAAACCUUACUAGGCUCCCAGGUAUGGAGUGUGCCGGCAUGCAAAUUCAGCCUCUGAAGGCCUAGUUCUCUCAAACACCAGAAGAGGAAUCUUGGUUGGGGCUUUAGCGAUAAGCUCUUUCUCCAUACAUGCAACAAAUACACAUCCCUGCAUAUAGAAAACUCACAUACUGAAAUGGAAGUUAGGCUAGAACCUGUUGCCCUGACUUGGUAGAUUAUUACACACAGGAAGUCUUUCCUUUUGUUUUGCAUGUAAAAACAUCCAGUCACGUGAAUCUCCAGCUGCAAUCUGGCUCUUUUGGUUAUGAGCCACAUGCUUUUUUUGAGAAUUAGACAUACUAGUCAGCUUGUAUGUAUUUAGAUUUUUGCUCUUUCACACUGAUAAAUGUCCCUUCUGCCAGUGUAUAUUAUAUUUCUGCAUAUGGGGUUCUUGUUCUAUAGAAAUUAUCCCUACUUUUAAAUUCCACCUUUUUAAUCAGAUACCAGUUUGCUCUGGCAUUAGAGAUUCAGUCACCCUCCUUUAAGGCCUUGUGAGGCUGCCAUUUUAUUAUUUUUUUAAAAAAGAUAGUACCGUUUGUUCCAUUUUUUCUGAAUGAGUUUUCCUUUGUCUUGCACUCCUUUAGGUUGACCAGAGAGUCUUCAAGGACUUGAUGAGUGAGAAACUCCCUCGGCUGCAUGCCCACUUUGAGCAAUACAGAGUGGACUACUCGCUCAUCACCUUCAACUGGUUCCUUGUUGUGUUUGUAGACAGUGUGGUCAGCGACAUACUCUUCAAGAUAUGGGACUCUUUUUUGUACGAGGGGCCAAAGGUACAUGGCGUAACCCUGAAUGUUUCCUGAUGUUUGUAAAACCUGUGGGUAAAGCUGAGCUGAGAUGCCACCCAGUGGGAUGUUCUCCUGCCAAACAUUAGUGAAAUGAAUAGGAGCUGUGCAAUAGCUCAGUUGUCCCAUUCAUUUCCAUGUGCCUUGGGUAGGAGAAUUUUCUGCUAGGUUGUGCCCUGUAUCUUUAAUGACUGCUGAUGAAACAAUUGCUUGAGGAAAGAAAUUGAAUUGCUGGCAAUGUUCAGACUAAGCUAUGAUUUAGCACAUGGGUAGGCAAACUAAGGCUCAGGGGCUGGAUCAGGCCCAAUCGCCUUCUAAAUCCGGCCCGCGGACGAUCCGGGAAUCAGCAUGUUUUUACAUGAGUAGAAUGUGCCCUUUAUUUAAAAUGCAUCUCUGGGCUAUUUGUGGGGCAAAGGAAUUCGUUCAUCCCCCCCCCCCCCCAAAAAAACAUAGUCCAGUCCCCCACAAGGUCUGAGGGACUGGCCCCCUGCUGAAAAAGUUUGCUGAUCCCUGAUUUAGCAUAAUGUGAAUGAGCCUUAAACUUCCUAGUUCCCUCCUCCAGUACAGCCAUGUGGAGAUAGGAAGUUUUGGUUUCUGUUUUAACUAACUGCAGUUUAAUGUUAUGGCUGCACCCUGGCCAGCUGUGUCCAGUCAACUAUGACUUACUGAAACCAUCUUCAAACCUUGGUUUAUGAAGUUGACUUGUUUCAAUAUAUUGUAGUUCGGAUUAAUCACUGUUUAGGGUUUAGACAUAAUGCUAAACUGCAGCCAAGCCAGGGGAAGGGGAGGAGAGGAGAGGAAGGGGAAUGAAUGAACAGCCUGAGUCUUGUUCACAGUAGUUGAGUGUUAUGUCCAAACCAGACUAUUAAGUGUUAAUGUUUUCUGAAGACUAUCUUUCAUACUGCUUAGAGAAUUUGAUAGGAUGAACUAAAUUUACCUCUGGAAGGAUAUUGACAAAUAGUUUUGUGUGAAUUCCAUGAGACUCUGUUGUUGCACUAUAAUUAAACAUCUCACCAAUCUCUGCUUUCCUUGUGAAAACCAGGGUUCUAGUCCUUGUGCCUUGAAUGCAUGUGGACAGUGCCUCAUGGAGUUUCUGAAGCCAACAGAGUGGGAAGCGAGACUAACCAUAAUUUUCUAGUAGUUGAGGGGAUGAGGCUUUUGUGGCCUACAUAGUUGGUGAUCUCUUCCAUGCAGUUAACUGAAGUGGCAGGGAAUUUUAAACACUGCUCAUUCUCUUGUAACCUGAUGUUUGUCAAACAUUUAGGUAAUGUUCCGGUUUGCUUUGGCGCUCUUUAAAUACAAAGAGGAGGAAAUCUUAAAACAGCAAGACUCGAUGUCCAUAUUCAAGUACCUCAGAUACUUCACUCGCACAGUCCUUGAUGCUAGGUAAGGGCCUUUUUGGAAGUUGGAAACUGCUUGCUUAGAAAGAAUAUCUAUGUUCUGUUUUGGUUUUAUUCAAGUCUCUGACUUGACCUUCAUUCCAUGAGCUCAAAUUAAAACAAUUUAGUGUAAAGUUUUCUGUGCUGCCUAACUUUCCAAAGAAACUCAAGGCAACUAACAAAUUGGUAACAAAAUAGUAUAAAACAAACAGUAAUUCUCAUUUGAAGCCCUAUAAUUCAACCGAACAUUAACAAACUGAAAACAAACAACAAUUCCAGAACAACCAUCAAAAUUGAUUCAUUUGAUUUGAUUUGUUGUGUUUCUAUGCUGCUUUUUAUUCAAAUGAUUCCCAAAGCAGCUUAUAAACAAUAAAUAGCAAUAACAUCACAAAUCCAGCAUAAAUAAUGUAAAACAAUUAACAAAUAAUCAAUAAAACAAUUACAACCUAUAAAAUACUCUUAGCAAAGCAGCAACUAAAAAAUAAGCUGUCAUUGACCGGCUGGAUGAAGAGUGGUGGGAAGCACCAGCUGGGGAACCCACAAGGGAAGAAGACCCAGAGCCAGGGGAUUGUUGGUGGGAUGACCAUGAGUGGUCAGAGGGAGAAGACUGGGGGGAGGAGGUGUCAGAAGCUGAAGAGGCAACAGGGUUUAGUGAGUAGGAAGAGGCAGUGCCAGAGGGCAGUCCAGAAUCAGAGGCAGAAGUGGAGGCUAGAAGGUAGGGGGCAAAGGGCAGAGAUCAGGCCUAUCUGCUGAGACCAGCUCCCCUCCCUUCAUAUCUCCCAGAACCUGAAGAGUUAUGAAGAGGGCAGAGCAAAGACAGACAAGGAGAAGAAGUCUCAGGUUGCUUCAGAAGAACCUGGGGGAUGAGGAGACUUAGAGAGCAGUGGAAAGGCAAGGACCUUCAAUCCUUGCAACUGCCUCAUUGGGGCAAGACCUACUGGGAAGUGUAUUACCAGCUGCCUAGCCUAGUUCUUAGAGCUAGGUGCAGGCAAUAGGUUCUUUUCAAUCACAGCAGAUGGAAAACCAAUAGACCACCAGGUAAAGAAGAAGGCACUUUAUUAAUUGAUAAAUAUUAAUAAUAUGACACUAUAAGGUAGACUCUAAGCACAAAUACAAACAGUUAUAGAGACAGAUAAAGAUAAAUAAUCAUAUAAGCUCAACUGCACGCCCUGCCAGCUGCUAAGAGACUGCUGCCAACCCUUCAGGCUGGUGGGCAGGUCACACACCCAGGUGGAAAGUGAGCUGGUCCCUGCACUGCUGAUUCUUCAGUCCCUCUUCAGUUCGCCUUCAGUUCUUCUCCCUCUCGUUCCUCGGUUCUUCAGUGCUUCUUCUGGAACUCCCUCCUUUGCUGAGAUGGGUAGCAUUUAUAGACACUGGGCAGGCUCAAUAGCUGGCUGUGCAGGUGCUCUUAAUGAUGUACAUUUUCCUUCCUUCAUAUUUUUGGGCAUGAACCAAGUUCAUGUCUGGGUGCCAGCUUCAUGGCUGGGUUGAGGUAGGCCUGUCGCACAGUUGACUCCUUUCCUUAUCAGGCCAGCUGGCUAGCCUCUGGCUGAUGCCAACUUCUAAUUAUGCAAGUAGAUUUAUAGUCUUCUUCAUUAUAUUGAUAGAUUUAUAGUGGCAUCUAAUGCUAAGUGCUCAUUAUAAAUUGUAUAUCAGAAGCCCUCAUUAUAGCAAAGCUGCAUUGGAAGCAAGCACACCACCUAGCGAUUGCUUUCUGCCACUGCCACUACAUUACAGAUAGAUAUGUAAAGAGCUACUGCUGCAAUUACCUUGAGAUCAGGAGACACCACUUACAGGCAUUGUUUCAGAAAUACAGGAAGAGGUGCUGUGCUCACUAGACCUGAGUCGUUUUGCUGCUUCUUUGAAUAAAGAGUUAACUUUAGUGACACCUGGUGAGUUAUUGCUGACCGGCUCCCAGUUGCCACCUUGACAUAAGCUAAACAUCACAAUUACAGCAGAUGUCAUAUUAACACAUUAUAUACAACAUUUAUAAUCUAUAAAACAAUAUUAACCCAAAAGGAGCCCCAAAGCUAGCAGAUUAAACAUGUAUCUGGCUGGCUACCUAAAAAACCCAGACUCUUACAACUACCUAAAGCAGUAUAAUGAUGGAGCCUGACAUGCCUUGCUUUUCCACAGAUGGGUGCCACAACAGGAAAAGGCCUUAAGAAAAAGAGGGGGAAAUUUUAGGUCUCAUUUGAACAACCUGGGCUUUAAAAAGCUUUAAAUUAGCAUUUAUAUUAAACUAUGAGCAGGCAAAAGGAAAUGUAAACAGUAUUUAUUUUUAAUCGUCUCCAUCCUUCUACAGUUGUACCUUGGUUGUCAAAUGCCCUGGAACUCAUAUGUUUUGGCUCCUGAAUGUCGCAAACCUGGAAGUGACUGUUCCAGUUUGCGAACUAUUUUUGGAAGCCAAAUGUCUGACAGGGCUUCCACGGCUUCUGGUUGGCUGCAGGAGCUUCCUGCAGCCAAUCAGAAGCUGCGAUUUGGUUUUUAAAUGUUUUGGAAGUUGAACGGACUUUCAGAAUGGAUUCUGUUCGACUUCCAAGGUACGACUGUAUUCUGCAGCUGACAGGACAGCUUAUAAAUACAAUUAAAACCUUAAAAGCAGCAUUAAAUAGAUAUAUCCAACAUUAUUAAAUGCCUAGUUAGGUGAUAAGUGUUCCACUCACCUGGGGCUGGGAAGACAUAAGAUUUGGCAGUGGGGAGAACAUUCCACAGACAGUGCCAUGACCAAACAGGCUCUGUCUCUUAUUUUCACCCCCUGUGGGGGCACUUGGAGAAGGACUUCAGAAGAUCAUUUGAACAUUAGGCAAGUUGAUGUUGGGAGUAGUGCAUUGUUGAUGUUGGGAAUAGAUGUUUGGAGUAGUGCAUUGUGACCCCAGUGAAAAGGGAUACAUUCCUAGUCACUUCUUGAAGGUACAUGUCUGAUUAUGUCCUGAUAAUUCUGGCAAGUGGAGUGGUGAGUGUUUAAAAGGCAGCUCAACACAGGAGUAGCUUGGUCCCAGAUUUUCCCCCCAGGAGUGACACCUCAGGUUUUCGGUUUUCGUCAGAAACAGAUGAACUGCCUUCUCCUCUUCUCAGGAGACUUUCAGCCAACUUACAUUGCAUCAUGUUCUUUCUUGUUUUGAAAUGUACAGGCCCAGGUACUUGAGGUUGCUGACCACUAAGCAGUCCAACAAGAUCUCAAAAAUUCCAGUGAUAGCCGUGUUCCUAAGUUGUAGGUGUCAAGCUCAAUGUGCUAUGUUUGUUCCCGAAGGCCAGGAUUUAGAAACCUGACCUGACUUUUGCAUUGUUGACCUAGCAAAGUUCUCUGGAAACCUCCCAUUCCCAAUUAAAGCAGUCAGUCCUUUUCAAGCACUAUCUAUGGUGCUGGAAUACAGCACCCCCUGGCUGACUAAAUUCAACUAGCUACAGCCAGACUUCUGAACUCUUCAUAGACUUGAUGUCAUUGUUUAUGCUGUUCCUGCCUCCACUAUGUGGACCCCAAUCAUACAUUACAGUACUAACGCAAAUACAAAACUUUUACUAUAAUACAGAAACUAGCCAUGCCCAUUUUACACACAAAGUAGUAUUCUUUAAGAUUUUUGUGAUGCGUAAGUAAUGGGAGAAUUAUGGGGAAAUGCUGCAGGAACUCAUCUUCCUGAUAAAUGUGCAUUUAGGUUCAUUGAAUACAGUGAAGUUACACUGAAACAGCAAGAAGUUUUUUCUAGGCAGAGAUAGAUAGAAUAUUUUCUUUAUUUACAAAAGUACAUGUCUUGUUUCUUUUUUUCAAGUUGUAGUUCUUUGUUUGUUUUUUACCUUUGAAAAUGAUGUAUACUUCUAGGCAGAUUCUAGGGGGAAAUAAGCAAACAGCAUCCAGUUCCUCUCUGCCAUGACAGAUGAAAUGUUUCAUCAUAAACAAAGGAGACAGAAUGAUGAGAAACAGCUGGAACCUACAGCACUGCUUGAGUAGACCAAGCAUGGCUUCAUACUUCUCAGAAACAUGAAACUUCCUCUCUUUGUAAACUGCAUCUAGACUUGGAGCUGCAGCUAAUUUCUGCAAGCUGGGAGCAUUUGAGCAAAUUUGAGCAAUUUUGAAUUUGCAAAUUGUGUGUCCAGUUAAAUUUAGGAACGUGAGAGAGGUUUUUGUUUUGUUUAGCAAAGCUACCCAAGUAGGUUUGUGGGCUUGCACUGAAUGAUACAUAUUUGAGGUCAACAGACUUCUAACUUGAAGAAUCUGCUUUGUGGGAGUCACAAAUCCUUGCUAAUCUACUGCAGAUCACUCCCAAUCUACUUUAUGCCACCUAUGAUUUAACUAGACAAACUUAGGCAGCAGGGGGGGAAAUCAUCUCUUUUGCACACUCCUUCCACAUCUUUAGUGGGUUUACACUUUGUUGCCCUUUAGAAAGGGUUCUGUGUACCUUUUCAGCUCCAUGAGAAGCAGAAACUUUAAGACCUCAUCUAUUCCAUAUUGUUUCAAUAUGUGGGAAAGGUGAGGCUCUCCUCCUACAGUCUAGCCCAGUGUUUCUCAACCUUUUCCCAACCAUGGCCACAUUCCAACCUUGUUUCCUUCCUAUGCCAGGCUCCCCCAUCCCUGGUUAUCAUUUGUUCAUGAGUUUUGUGCUCUUGAUCUUGAGAGAAGAGUUUUGGGAGUGUCUUGCAACUGCUGAAAUCUGUUUGGGACUGAACUUUGGUGGAUUACACAACAAACUCUUUUUAAAGGAAUGUGGUUGGUCAUCUGCAUUUUCUAUUUUUUUUUAUUCCAGGAAACUCAUCAGUAUUGCUUUUGGGGAUCUGAAUCCCUUUCCAUUGCGCCAGAUAAGAAAUCGGAGGGCCUACCACCUGGAGAAAGUGCGCCUGGAGCUCAUGGAACUUGAAGCCAUUCGGGAAGACUUCUUGCGUGAGCGGGAAACUAAUCCAGAUAAAAGGGACCUCAUUAGUGAUGAUGAAGAAGAUGGUUGA